This is a messenger RNA of Acytostelium subglobosum LB1, 474 nucleotides long. RefSeq lists its product as hypothetical. Lineage: Eukaryota; Evosea; Eumycetozoa; Acytosteliales; Acytosteliaceae. The transcript has 3 exons. The record is from RefSeq and is a predicted model, not a curated record. The annotation marks the transcript as partial. Gene Ontology annotation, biological process: protein folding; regulation of DNA-templated transcription. Gene Ontology annotation, cellular component: prefoldin complex; cytoplasm.
ACAGAUAUGUCUGAACAACAAACAAACUUGGCAUCUCUGUCACUAGAGCAAUUGCAGAUGGUGAAGGAACAGGUCGAGGGAGAUAUACAAUCAUUGUCAGAGUCAAUCACAUCACUGAAACAUGCUGCUGAGAAGUAUCUAGAGGCAAAGGAAGCUAUUCAAGGUUUGACAGGUGCAGAAGGAAAGGAGAUACUCGUUCCACUUACAUCAUCUUUAUACUUGCCAGGCAAGGUGAACUGCAAAGAGAAGGUAUUAGUAGAUAUUGGAACACAGUACUUUGUAGAAAUGGGAUUGGACCAGGGUCAGCAAUUCACCAAUCGUAAGGUACAGAUGAUACAGGAUCAGAUCAACAAGGUGCAGCAGGCAAUCAAUGUCAAGCGUGGUCAAAUGGAUCAGAUCAUGCAGGUGGCUCAACAAAAGAUUUCACUGGUACGACAGCAACAGCAGCAACAGCAGCAACAGCAACUGAAGAAA